AUGAAGGCAAAGGUCCCCCUGGAGUGGUGGGACCAUGUGGCUGAGAUCACAUAUCUGAAGCCAGCAAGGCCCAGAAGACAGUGGUGUUUUAAUGUGGUUGUUGUUUACCUGAUCUUGCAGACUGCCCUCAAUGCCUUUCUCCUUUAUAAAGUUUUCACAUUGGAGUCUUCACUGUCUAGCCCAAGUAUGGAGAAGCUGACAGACAAUCACAUUCCUCUGGAUGGGGAUCAGCAUGAAGACUUCCAUACUCUCAUCCACAACAACAGUCAAGACACCAAGACCCUAAGAGGCCACUUAUGGGCCCUGCAAAACCAGUUGAACAGUCUGUGUGGAGAAGAUGGUCAGCUGGACAUGCUAAGGGCUGACCUGAGUCUGCUCAACAUAAGCACCCGCAACUUGGAAGGCAAAAUGACAACCAUCAGUCUCAAACCAGGGCCUCCAGGUUCUCCAGGGACAGAUGGACUGCCAGGACAUCCAGGGGCACCUGGAGAGAGGGGCCUCAAAGGUGACAUUGGUGUUGCUGGCCCUCCAGGACCAAAAGGUGACAGCGGACCUAAUGGACAACCUGGAAAGCCAGGAGUCGCUGGGAAAACUGGGCCACCUGGACUCACUGGACAUCCUGGACCCACUGGGGCCCCAGGAAAUCCAGGUGCAAAGGGACUAAGUCCUCCCGGUCCACCAGGGACCAAAGGAGACAAGGGAGAGGAAGGAAACCCACCAGAGU
Molecule: messenger RNA, 724 nt
Organism: Paralichthys olivaceus (Japanese flounder)
Lineage: Eukaryota; Metazoa; Chordata; Actinopteri; Pleuronectiformes; Paralichthyidae
Source: RefSeq, a predicted model, not a curated record